Messenger RNA from Gambusia affinis (western mosquitofish), 11723 nucleotides. It is a transcript of the gene nova2, whose product is annotated as NOVA alternative splicing regulator 2. Lineage: Eukaryota; Metazoa; Chordata; Actinopteri; Cyprinodontiformes; Poeciliidae. Gene Ontology annotation, molecular function: mRNA binding. The record is from RefSeq and is a predicted model, not a curated record. The transcript has 4 exons. Gene Ontology annotation, biological process: mRNA splicing, via spliceosome; regulation of alternative mRNA splicing, via spliceosome. Gene Ontology annotation, cellular component: nucleus; cytoplasm. The coding region runs from base 1975 to 3465 and encodes 496 amino acids.
UUCCAUUUCCUGUUGUCUUUUUCGGCAUUUCCACAAGUAGCAACAUCCGGUUGUUGCAAAGUUUUUCCUCUUUGUCACUGACUAGUCAGCAGUUUUCCUCAUGAUUGUGUAACUCUUAAUGACGUAAAAAGUGUUUUAAUAUUAAUUAUUUUUAUUGGUCUCUAACAAGUAUAAAAACUUUCCUUUAUAGAAAGAAAAAACACAUUUUAUAGAAAAUUGCUUCAUGAUCCUGUAAAUGCAGCAGUUAUCCUUGUUUUUGUUUUGUACCACACGUUUUCCUUCCACUCAAUUUUCCUCUUCCAUUUGGAAACAAUCUACAUACAGUUAUAUAAUGGCCUUUUCUGACUUGCCAACCUUUCACAGACAUGUCAGCAGGUUUCUCCAUGAUUUUAUAACUAGUCAGAAAAUAUUUUAAUAUUAUUUUUAUUGGUCUUUUCAAAGUUUUUAUUCUUUACUUUCAUAAAUAUACAAUUGUUCUUUUAUAUAAGCAGAAGAAGCCAUCUUUAUAGGAUUGUUCCACGAUCUUCUAAAAGUGGCAGUCAUCUUGGGGGUUUUUUUAUAACAUACUUUUUCCUUCCACUCAACUUUCCAAUUUUAUUUGGAAGCAAUAAUCUUCAAACAACUAAAUUGUUUAAUGACAUUUUCUGACUUUCCAUCUUGUCACUUGUCAGUUUUCCCUAUGACUGUGUGACUCAUAAAGACAUAAGAAAAUAUUUUAAUAUUAAUUGUUUUUAUUUUUCUUAAGAACGUUUUUACAGUGUUAUUAGUGUAGCAACUUUCUCUUAUAAAAAAGAAAGUAAAAGACUCUCAUGGGCUUGUUUCAAAAUCCUAUGAAAACUGCAGUUAUUUUUUUUUCUACCACACUUUUUCCUUCCACUAAACUUUCCUCUUCCAUUUGGGAAACAUAGUCUAUGGUAAUCACCUUUUUCUGUCUUUCUGCCCUGUAAGUCAGCAAGUGAUUUUCUUGUAUUCUAAGUUAUUCGAGAUGUAACUUAGUGAAUCGAUUUCAACUUAAAUUUCUGAAGUAAAUAAACUUUUUCAUGAUCUUCUAAUUAGUUAUUUAAAAAGUCAAUCUUUACCUAAAAACACCUCGUGUUUUGAGCUUCAACCCGACUGAUGGCGUGUUUCUUAUCAAAAAGUGGGAGCUUUAGAGGGGUGGGAUUCGGGACUUCCGAGCCGCCGUGAACGCAUCACCAGGCCCAGUGUCGUCAGCCGCUUCCCUGCGCCUCCUCCAGCAGCCAGUCAGAGGAGGGAUGCUCUGAACGCGAGACUGCAGCAUCUUCACCGAGUCAGCCGAACCGCACGCCUCUUUCUCCGCGUCUUCCUGCAGCUCCGGACCCGCGCCGCCCGCCGACACCCCGGGGUGUCUUCAUCCGCGCCUCCUGGAGCCAGGACCGGACAACCGCACUGAGAUUACGCUCGGAUUUCCCUCCCUUGUUUUUUCAUAUUAUCCUAACGACCCCGAUUGUUUUUCUUUUUUGUUUGUUUUGUUUCUUCCUUUGUUUUUCUUGUUUUCUUCAUUGUUCGCGGAGGAGCGCCACCAUCCUGUCCUGCCGGACAUGAGCGGAAUGAUACACAUAUCCUAGCCCGCGUCUCUGAAGGUUCUUGGAAAAUAGAGUAUUUUUUGUUAUUAUUUUUAUUGUUAUUGUUAUAAUUUUCCCGCAGGAAGCGGAUCCGGUGGAUUUUUGUUUCCAUCUUUCCGUCGCUGCGCAGCAUCUCUCAACCUGCGCCGUCCGUAAGAAAAAGGCGUAUUUCCCCCAUUCUUAAAGCGAUCUCGCUUUCUCCCAGGACUCAUCUGCACGGCUGCGCUGCGUAAAGACCAGCGGAGAAAGGAGGAAGAAGAAAAAAAAAAAACACACACACACACACACACACACACACACACACAUACAUACAUACAUACACACACACCACGCGCACGGACGGGGGAUUUAAGCGCAGACGCAGCUUAAGCAUCCAAGAGCGAGCUCGAAAAUGAUGGCCGGCGGAGCUGUGCAGCAAAACGGCAUUUUCUCAAGUCCCCACCAUCACAGUCAGCAGCCGCACAUGGAGUCCGACCCCCCGGAUUCGCGUAAAAGACCCCUGGAGACCCCGACGGAGGCCAGCAGCACCAAGCGCACAAACACGGGAGAGGAAGGCGAGUACUUCCUGAAGGUUUUGAUUCCCAGCUAUGCUGCUGGUUCAAUCAUCGGGAAAGGAGGCCAGACCAUCGUUCAGCUGCAGAAAGAGACUGGAGCCACCAUCAAACUGUCAAAAUCCAAAGACUUCUACCCUGGCACAACAGAGCGGGUGUGUCUGAUCCAGGGGACGGUGGAGGCGUUGAACGGCGUCCAUGACUUCAUCGCUGAGAAGGUGAGGGAGAUGCCUCAGAGCACCCAGAAGACAGAACCAGUCAGCAUCCUGCAGCCGCAGACCACCGUCAACCCGGACCGCGUCAAACAGGCCAAGCUGAUUGUCCCCAACAGCACAGCCGGCCUCAUCAUCGGCAAAGGCGGCGCUACGGUCAAGGCGGUGAUGGAGCAGUCUGGGGCUUGGGUCCAGCUAUCCCAGAAGCCCGAGGGCAUCAACCUGCAGGAGCGUGUGGUCACCAUCAGUGGCGAGCCGGAGCAGAACCGCAAAGCCGUGGAGAUUAUCAUCCAGAAGAUCCAGGAAGACCCUCAGAGCUCCUCCUGCCUCAACAUCUCCUACUCCAACAUCACCGGGCCGGUGGCCAACUCCAACCCCACCGGCUCCCCGUACGCCAACUCCACCGAGGUGAUGCCGGCGGCGGCGGCCGCUGCAGCCGCCACCGCCUCCUCUCUGCUGGGCCAGGCGGGCCUGGCGGGAGUCGGCGCGUUCCCGACCACCAUGUCCAGCUUCUCAGGCAACGACUUGCUCGCCAUCACCUCCGCGCUCAACACCCUGGCCAGCUACGGCUACAACACCAACUCUCUGGGGCUGGGGCUCAAUCCCGCCGCCGCUUCCGGAGUGCUAGCCGCCGUAGCGGCUAACGCCAACCCAGCAGCGGCCGCGGCGGCUAAUUUGUUAGCGUCGUAUGCCAGCGAUGCGUCUACCAGCGCGGCGCACCCCGUGGGGAGCCUGGGAGGCCUCUCUCUGGGGUCACUGGCGGCCGCCACCGGCGCCACCAACGGCUACCUGAGCGCGGCGUCGCCUCUGGUGGCGUCGUCCCUCCUGGCGACGGAGAAGCUAGCAGAGGGAGCCAAGGAAGUGGUCGAGAUCGCCGUGCCGGAGAACCUCGUCGGCGCCAUCUUGGGGAAAGGCGGGAAGACGCUAGUGGAGUACCAGGAGCUGACCGGCGCCAGGAUCCAGAUCUCGAAGAAAGGCGAGUUCAUCCCGGGAACUCGGAACAGGAAGGUGACCAUCACGGGGUCGCAGGCCGCCACGCAGGCCGCGCAGUACCUGAUCAGUCAGCGGAUCACCUACGAGCAGGGCGUCCGCGCCACCAACCCACAGAAAGUGGGCUAAACCUGACAGCCGCCCGGAAAUGAGGAGGAAAAGUGAAAAAGGAAUGAGGGCUUCGGGGGAGGAGAGCAAAGAAAAAGGGAGAAUGGAAAAAAGGAGAGGAGAGAAAGAAUAUCGGAAGGAAUCGUUUGCGCCGUUUUCUUCUGUGUUUUCAGUAUUCUAUAUUAAAAAAGAGGAAGUUUUUUGACUCCAAGCAAAAAUGUGCUGAGAAGGCGAGGAGGGGAGGGGGAGCGAGUUAUUACGCUGAAAAACCAAGAAAAAAAUGUGUAAAAUGUAAAUAAGGUUUUAUUACUUAACGUCUUGACCUUUGGGAUUUUUUUAUUGUUUUAUUUUUUGUUCAGUAAAUUAAGCUGUCUGUGUAUUGUGUGGACAGAGCUCAAUUCCAUUUAGACUGGGAGGCUACAGAGUGCGGCGGCGGGGGUCAAGGGUCACCAGGGUCAGGGUGAGGCGGAGGGUUGGUGUUUACAGGGUGCAACGCUCCAAAAUCCCAUCCCGGCCGCCGGCCCCUCCAGCCCACACGCCGCAUCCUCAAACUGAUUUUACUUUGAUUUUAUUUACGUUUUUAAUUCGACCCCCUUUCGCUUCAGCCCCUCCCCUUUUUAACGGUUUAAAAAAAAAAAGAGAAAUAUUGCAAACUUUAGCUUAAUGUGUGUAAGCUAAGAAACGUCCUCAACUCUCGGUGAGGAGCGUGCGGGCGUUUCUUCAUUCGCGCGCGCGCACACACUUACACACACACACACACUUACACACACACACACGCAGGCGCGACCGGUGCAGCGCUGCAGAACCGUCUCUGCAGUAUAACAACAACAAUAAUGAUUAUAACACUAAUGAUGACAGUAGCUGCGUUUCCGCCACAAAUGUGCGCAAACAUUUUGUCGCCAGUUUCACAGUUAAAUAAGAAACGUGAUGAGUCAUUAAAAAACUACUUCCUGUUUUUGAGAAUCAGCAUCCGGUUGCUGGUCAUGUGACUCGUGAUUCGUAAAAAAUUUGCAGUUUUUAUUGGAAAAAAAAAUACUUUUUUUUUUUUUAAAUGAAAAUUUAUUUUCAAAACGUCAAACUGCGCCGUCGUAUGUUGACUGGAAACGCAGCUACUGUCGUUUUGCUACAGGAAAUCUCCACCACUGUCGCUAUUUAUUAAUAACAUCGCCCGUUCAAAGCGCAGUCUAAUUUUUUUAAAUCUGAAUUCAGGUUGACAUGAAUGUAAAUGAGACUUUUUGUUCUGGGUUUUGUUUUCAUGUAAGAGGAAUAGUAAUGUCAAAUAGUGUAAUAUAUGUCUUAUUUAUGUCCAGUGAGGGAGCCGAGAGUGAGAAAACAUUUACACACGAGAGUGAGAAAUAUCCAGUCAAAGAGCAGAACAGGGAACACACACACACACACACAGACGAGCGCUGAAAGGAAACGUCACAGCACCAAAUCUGGUGCCACUGAAGGAGAAUCCAUCAUAUCUGCUGUCUGUAGCUGAAGAGAAACGUCCAGUUUUCAUCCGCUGCAACUAAAAAUCACCGUUUAGACGAAACCUGGAAACUCAUCAGUUUGAAAAGCUGAAGUUUUGCUGGAAAACUCAAAUAUUUUGAGAUUAAUGUCAGAAAUUUGGUAGAAAACAAACAUGGAAAUGUCUGAGUCGAAUAUUUGCUAAAAAAAAAAACUGAAAUUUUGAGAUUUAGCCAAGAUAUUUAAAAAAACGUAUACAUUUCUGAGUUUGAAAAGAUGAACAUUUUUGACUUUUCUAAUUUUAAAGAGUCAAAGAAAAAAUGUACUCAAACUCAAAUUUCUAGCUUUUUUAUAGAAAAUUUGAGAUCUCAAAAUUUCUACCAAAUUUUUGACUUUUGAGAUUAAUCUUGAGAAAUCUAAAGAUUAAUCUGAGAAAUUUUUGAGAAGAAAACAUGAAAAUUUCUAAGUUUCAGAUGUCAAAACUUUCUGACUUUAGAAUCUUUACCAAAUUUCAAGAUUUUUCUAGAAAUUUCUGCGAUCUUAAAAUUUUUAUAUCAAAUUUUCAACUUUUAAAAAUUUGGAGGUGAAUCUCAGAAAAUUGCUGGGGAAAAAAAUCUAAAGACUUGAAUAUUUUCUAGAAAAAUCUCAGGAAUUUUGAGGAAGAAAACACGGACAAAGACGGAAAUGUUUGACAUUUCAAGAAGUCCAAAGCUGAAAAGUUUUGAUUUUUGAAACUUAGAAAUUUACAAGAUUUUUCUAGAAAUCUUCAGGUCUCAGAAUUUGAGGUUUUCUACCAAAUCUUUGACCUUUCCAAGUUUUUUUUUCUAGAAAAUUUUAGAGAUUAAGCUCAAAAUUGCCAAAUUUUCCUACCAAAUUUCCACACACACAUUCGCUCGCUGAAGGAAAUCCGUCACACGUUCGGCGCAGCCUGCAGUUACAUUUGUAAUCCAGCAGGGGGCUUAUCGGCGCUGUGGUGCAGCUGCAUUAUCCCGCCCCGCUGCAGCUGAAACUGCGUCGUUUAGACGAGCCGAUGUCGGCCCUGUGGUCUUCCAAACCCGCCUCCCCUGUUUCAGUUUAACUGGAUCCAGCCAGAGCACUUCGGACCGACUACUGAGGAGACGCGGAAACAAAAACUAAAUUAAAACACUGAAACGUCGUUCGUCUGGGGGCCGCCGAUAAAUCUGCGCGCAGAUUUGUUCUUCAAAAGGCAGCAUGCAUAUCAGUGAAAGGAGAUAAACUCGCCCGUCCGACUGCCACGAGGUCAGAGGUUAAAGGGCAGACGUCCAACACGCACCCGGGGAGCAGAGCUCCCGUUCGUUUACUGCCCGCUGUAGGCUGCUGAAGAUGCUGUUGUUUAUUGUGUUGAAUAUAUUUUGUGUUGUGUUUUUUUUUAAGCAAAUCGGAGUACACUGAAUUAUUCUUAUUAUUUUGUUAUUUUGUCUUAAUGCACUGUGAAGCUAGAGAGCCGCUGUCCCGACCUGCUGGAGGUCAGGGAUGCGUGCUGCAGACGGCAACAUGAUGGCAGGGAAACGAAACGAAACAAACCCACGUAUCUGAAACGUCAGGAGAAGUCGUCAUAUCCGAGUCCUGAGGGAGAAACCGGGUCGGAAACCGGAUCAAAUCAAACCAGUUCUUCAACGCAGCUCAGAGUUUUAAAGUCCAAACGCUAAAACUGAGGAGGGGGUGUGUUUUUUUUAUUUUAUUUUAUUUUUUUUUACUAAGCUAAAACAACAACAACAAUCUGAGCCCAGAUCAGAUUUGCUAGCGAACGUGUCGUUCUCAGUUGGAGCGCCAGUGAGGGUUUAAUCUCCACGACUUGGUAAGGAGGCUUCUUUACUCCCAUCUAACUCCAUCCACACUCCGCUCACCUCCUCUUUCCCAGUGCACUCCCAUUCUGACACCCUUCUCCUCCUAACACAUCGCUCCAUGGGUGACUAUGUCUGCUGUUUGCCCCGAUCGAUGCAUGUCUGCUGCUUUGCCCCGGCAAACGCCUCAGAUUGAGUCUGCAGAGAGCCACGCCUACGGAGAGCUGCAGGAGGAAACGCUGGUGCAGCUCAGAGCAGCGGCUGGUCAGCUGGAGGCCCAUUUGCACAAACUGCGGCGGCGUGUUGGAGGCCAUGUGGACCAGAAAACAGGACAAAAAAAAAAAACCCUGGAAAAUCUGGGACUGAUUUCAGAAAUUUUCUGGGAAAAACGAGGAAGUUUCUGAGUUUGAAAAGUUGAACAUUUGUUUGAAAAUCUGAGAAAUGUUUCAGGAAAAACAAGUUGGAAAUUUGAUUAAAAAAACUCAUUUUGAGGUUAAUCUAACAAAGUUUAAACUUUGCCAGAAAAAAAAAUAGUGAUUAAUUUUAGAAAUUUUCAAGAAAAAAAAUAUUGAAGUCUGAAUUUGAGAAGUUUAAAACUUGAUUGAAAAAAGCUAAAAUUUUGAGAUGAAUUUAAGAAAUUUUCUAGAAUUUUUUUAUUUAUUUAAAUUUCACUUUUAUCAGCUUGAGUCAAACAUUUGCUAGAAAAAUCUCAGAAGUUUUCAGAUUAAUCAGAUUUUCGAGAAAAGUUUCAAAAUUAAAAAAUGUUUGACUUUUGAAAUCUCCAAAUUACUUUUCUUAAUUUCAAAGCUUCUGAGAUUCUUCUUGCAAAUUGGUGAUUUUUCAAACUCAAUAUCUGCAAACGUUUUAUUUCUAUGUAAAAUUUCAGGGGGUUUUUUCUAGAAAAUUUUUGAUUUCUCAGUCAGAAGUUUUAGAAAACUUCAGAGAUUAAACUUGAAUUUGUUUUUCUUGCAAUCAUUUUACUUUUCAGACCCGUAAAUGUUCUUAUUUUUUCCAGAAAAGUUUUUUUGUGGGGAAUGCAGCCCUCCUUUUGGCCCGACACGCCGCCGGACACAAACACAUAUCACCAGGGAGAAUCUUGACUCGGGUUUGACUGGAUGUCUUUGGUAGAUUUUGCUCCUGUUCUUCAGUGAACAGAUACUGUGCUGCAUGCGUUUCAUACGCAAAAUAAUCAGAACAUUUAAAAAAUGUCAAACUCACUGGAAUUUGUGAUUUUAAACGGUUUAUUUAUAGACUGAACGUGCAAUAUGCAGAAAACAUGCAUGCAGUGCAGCAUCUUUUAGCGGGAGACGUGCUUAGAUUGUUAUUAUUAAUGAAGAGAGGAUUUAUAUUUCAUCUCACUGGUUAAACCUUAGAAUAAUCUUUAAGUUUUCUCAACGUUAGGCGACUGAAAUAAAAAUGUGACAAGUACUGGAAGCAAUACUGGCGUCGGCAUAUCGUGUUGUCCCGUCUUUUAUCCUCUGUCUGCCGCAUUGGAGCGUUAAACCGUAGAUGUUGGAUAGGUUUACAGAAGUACAUCUUUUUCUUUUUGUUUUCUUUUUUUUUUUUUAUUGCGGAAAUGCUGCUAUUUAAUAAUUGAUGUACUAAGACGAAAACAUAUCGGAGCCUGUCCUUCAGCUGGAGCAGCGAGAUUGAAGCGACGGUGUAAAAAUAAAUGUUAGACGCUGACAAUAAGUUAAUUUUGUGCCAAACAUGUCUUGAAGGAGCUAAAACUCUAAACGUGUUGACUCAAAAACAUUAGGUAAUAAGAGACCUCCUUUUAUAUUAAGAAAAUGUGAAAAGUGCCAAAUGAAACUUAUUUAUAGUAAGGGUGAAGUCCCCAUAUCUGUUUUUAAGAACUAGCUAGGCUAACAGACGACACACCUCACUAUAACUUUCAUUUUUUUGUCCUUCCUGCUAAAGAAGGAACCGCCAUCUUAGUGUUAGGUGACCCUCUGGGAACUCAACCUCCCAGAAUGCAACAGCACUACUACAACUCUGGGGCUAGACUGAUCAACAUAGCGAUAGCUUAGCAUCGUCAUGCUAAAGAAAAUGUGACUAAGAUAGCAUUCUUAAAUACAACCUUUUAUAGCUACGACAAAAAAAUAAAUAAACAAAAUGUAUUUUGUGGAAAUAGAUGUUAUCUUUUUUGCACGUCUAUAUUGCAUGAAUUCAAAGUGAAGCGUGGACAAAAAAAGAAGAAAAAAAACACAAAAGAAAAACAAAUAAUAAAAAAAAUAGGCAGUGUGUGUUGUUGAUUUUCUGAAACAAAUCUCUGCAUGUCGAUAAGGGUAGAGCAUUUUGAUAUUGUUUUACGUUCAAACUGUUGUUGUUAUUCCAUGCAGCUGCUUUAAAACAAACAUGUUUGCUACAACAGGAAGAGGAAAUCUUUAGAGUUUAAAUUGACUUCCUUGAACAAAGCUUUUGAACAAACUUUCUUUUCUUACCUCCUGAGCGAGCUUGGAUUAAACAUUUUGAAACGCACAUAAAAAUCUAUAUAUUUCUUAGGAUUUAGCUACAAAUCUAGACAGAGAUUGUCCACGAAUGUUCUCAUCAUUUCAUGAGUUUCACUUUUCUCACAACUGCUGCAGGAGCUCUCAUGUGUUUUUCUGUGUGGUUUCGUACUCUAACAUUACUAACCUGUUGACGCGUCAUGUCUGGAGUCUUUUUAUUCACCUUUUCCCUCAAUUUCUGGCUUAUCUUGGCAUUAAUUCAUCAGUUUAUGCAGUUAGUUGGUUAUGCAGGAGGAAUCCAGGUCCGGCGUGAGAGAAGGAAGUAAAAACUCCCUUCAUGCGUCGGCGUUUUUCCUCUGGUUUUAAUCGGGAUGCACCGAUCCGGUCAUCAGAACCGGACAAUAUUUUCCCGUUAUUUUAAUAAAUCGAAACAGAAAAGUGAAAUUUCUUCAUGCUGUAAACACUGACAUGAAAUGUUUAGAGUUUAAAUAAAGGUUCAGGAGUCUUGCAGUAUAAUAAUACAGUAUUUAUUUACUGUUUUUUAUAUACUUAGACCUAAACAAUGAUAUAUUGCACAGAUUAUUACACUUUAUUGAUUAUCAGUUGUCUUAUUAUAGUGUAAUACAAUAGUUUCCAUGAUGUGAUUUGUGCUGCAGAAAUAUUUCCGUUCAGCAGAAUCUCUUUUGUAAACAAUGCUAAGCUAAUGAUGCAACUCUGACAUUUUACUAGAAUAUGUAUCGCGAUAGACAGGUAAUCAAAAUCGAUAGGAAAUACAUCUGAUAAAACGUUCGAUAUUUCUUAAACUCUGAUCCAGAACCGCAAAGCAUUCUGGGAGAUAAAGGCAAAGGAAACACGCUAGCCGCUAAAACUCUCAUGGCUAGCUCAGCUAGGUUGGUGGAAUCACCCGACUCGCUCGCUCUUUGGUUGCCUAGCAACUGGGUGAGAAGCAGUUACAAGUCCCCCUGCGCCCCUCCCACACCUUUGGUUACCUAGCAACAACCUGCUGAGUAACUGGCAGUUUAAAGUUGUUUGGAAAAUAAACUGGAAAACAGGAAAGGUUAAACAAGAAACUAAUCAAUAAUUGUUCAAUUUGUUUUUCAGCCGUUUCGUCCUGUUUUAACAGUAUUACAACGUUUUAAAAAUCGAUUUUUAUGUAAUCAGCCACCUUCAGGAAAACCUGCAGCAGGUUUUUUUCUCGGGUUUUCUGUCCUUGAAGAAAGGAACCCAGACGUGAUCGGUGUCGGCUGAGAUCGGUGCAUCUCUGGUAAACGCCUUCCUGACUUCCAGAUAAAAGAAGUAUUUUGAGUCCCGGCGCCUCCUGUGUUCACUCUGUUGGCUUCAGCAUGGCCGUCUUACCGUCCCGUCAGAAAGUAUUGCCAUGAGGUUUUAAAUGUUUGCACUAAACUCUGCUGACUCUGCAUGACGGGCCAGGCUGAGCGUGAGAACACUGUAGAUGUUUAGCAUUAAUCCGUGUUCUGUGUGUUUAGAUGUGCAUGCUCCUCAUGUCCGUCUCUGUUGAAAGCCGAUGAAUCAUAAUUUCCCAAAUGUGUAGCCAGUUUAACUCCUAACCUGCUCAACAGGUCAUAACUUGUUCUGAUUUUUUUUUUGCCCUUUUCACUCCACCUACCUCCAGAAACCUGCUUUCCACGGUGUGUUACAGGAAACUCGGUCCCCAUUGAAACACCAGCAGCAACUGUAGACUGCAUUUGUCACAUCACUGUUUUUCAGUUUCUUCUUCUUCUGUUGGUCUCUUUACCUUCCUGGUUUUUGGUUUGUACUGUAUGCUCUAACCCGACUCUGUUUUAACAAAAAGAAAAAAGAAAAAAAAAUGCCAUUUUCUGUCUGUAGCUUGUUUACCCUUUUUUUUCCAAACAUACACACAUAAACACAAACAAAACACUCCAUGCUCUCCUUUUUGUGCACUUUCACUGCCCACUCCUUCCGCCUCCUCCUCCUCUUCGUCCAAACAUACACUCACACUUUUCUUCUCCUCCGUCGCCUCCCACGAAUCUCUUCUCUCGAGUGCCAAAAUAGAAAAAAGAGAGGAAAACAAACAAAAAAAACAAACAGUGACUACUACUCCUCCUACUACUACUACUACCAUUCCAAGCGUUUUUUGAGUUGUAUUGUCUUGGACAUCCAUCUUGGAAGCACCCAUGAAGCCAGCAUGCUCCGCCCCUCAUAACAUGAUGUCGCUCAUGACGCCUCAACUGAACGGCACCUUUUGCCCCACCUACCACCACCUGUCUCCUCCUCCUCCUCACCUCCCCCCACCCUCCACCCUCCACAAAGCUAAACCCGGCCAGGAUUAACCCCUCUGCAGGUCGGCUACCUUCCUACUCCAAAAACCAAACAGAAACGGCGCUACUACCGCUCAUGCCAGCUGCUUUUUCUUUUCUUUUUUUUCCUCCUAAUUCUGUCAUUUCUUCAGCCUGUUGGACUCCAUUUUGAUUGUGUGCCAUUUCCCCCUUUCCUUCCUUCCUUCCUUCCUUCUUUCCUUCCUUCUUCCUUUCUCUGUGAUCGCUCUCGCUCCAUUUGAUUUUUGUUUUUUCUCAAUGGGGAAAGAUUUUUU